AUGGCGAAAGAACGCACCGGAAUCGCUGUCGGCUUGAACAAGGGCCACAAAACCACUCCUCUGGAGACCAAGCCCCGGAUCAGCCGCACCAAGGGUCACCUGUCCCGCCGCACUGCCUUCGUCCGCGAGAUCAUCAAGGAGGUCGCUGGUCUUGCUCCGUAUGAGCGCCGUGUUGUCGAAUUGCUGAGGAACUCUCAGGACAAGAGGGCGAGGAAGCUGGCCAAGAAGAGGCUCGGUACCAUCGGCCGUGCCAAGCGGAAGGUCGACGAGAUGCAGAAGAUCAUCGCGGAAUCCAGACGGGCGGGUCACUAA
Messenger RNA from Rasamsonia emersonii CBS 393.64, 312 nucleotides. Its product is annotated as 60S ribosomal protein L36. The coding region runs from base 1 to 312 and encodes 103 amino acids. Gene Ontology annotation, molecular function: structural constituent of ribosome. The record is from RefSeq and is a predicted model, not a curated record. The transcript is spliced from 3 exons. Gene Ontology annotation, cellular component: ribosome; cytosolic large ribosomal subunit. NCBI's taxonomy places the organism in Eukaryota, Fungi, Ascomycota, Eurotiomycetes, Eurotiales, Trichocomaceae. Gene Ontology annotation, biological process: cytoplasmic translation.